CGCUUUAGUUUUGUUAAUUGUUGGGUUGGUACGUGUUACGUUGGCGAUCGUGUUGUUCAGUCAAUAAAAACGUUUGUGUGAGUUUGUUUUUGUAUUUAAUUCAUUGAAGCAAAUUAAAAAAACGCCACAAUGGCUUUGGCUAUGCAAAGAAAGGCAAACGUUAGGUUGCCCCCAGAAAUCAACCGAAUUCUCUACAUCCGCAAUCUCCCCUAUAAAAUAACAGCCGAAGAAAUGUACGAUAUUUUCGGUAAAUAUGGGGCUAUCAGGCAAAUCCGCGUCGGUAAUACCCCGGAAACUAGAGGCACAGCUUUUGUGGUUUAUGAGGACAUUUUUGACGCAAAAAACGCUUGUGACCAUUUGUCCGGCUUUAAUGUUUGUAAUCGGUAUUUAGUGGUUUUGUAUUAUCAGGCGAGUAAAGCGUUCAAGAAGACCGAUAUUGAGAAGAAACAGGAAGAGAUUGAUAAGAUGAAAUCAAAAUACGGAAUUAAUACGUAAACAUAUUGUAUUGUACAUAAUUUUAAGCUUUUUAAAUAAAUAAUUACAAUGAGAA
This is a messenger RNA of Tribolium castaneum (red flour beetle), 550 nucleotides long. RefSeq names its product Splicing factor 3b subunit 6 (gene Sf3b6). The record is from RefSeq and is a predicted model, not a curated record. The transcript is spliced from 2 exons. Gene Ontology annotation, molecular function: mRNA binding. Lineage: Eukaryota; Metazoa; Arthropoda; Insecta; Coleoptera; Tenebrionidae. Gene Ontology annotation, cellular component: cytoplasm; nucleus. Bases 130 to 495 code for a protein of 121 amino acids.